This is a messenger RNA of Leptonychotes weddellii (Weddell seal), 2138 nucleotides long. NCBI's taxonomy places the organism in Eukaryota, Metazoa, Chordata, Mammalia, Carnivora, Phocidae. The record is from RefSeq and is a predicted model, not a curated record.
GAACACCAUGCAAAGGUGGUUGGAGAUCUUGACUUCUUUGGAGUCUGCAGAUCGUUAGUAGCCAUUUUGAUACCAUGGCCAUCCGGGUGUGUGAUAACCCUGGCAGGUCUCCUCUCUGGUUCUUUUAAGGUCAUCAUUUUAGAAGACUAUGCUGACCCUUAUGAUGCCAAAAGGACGAAAGGUCAAAGGGACGCAGAGAGAGCAGGAGAGAAUGAUGGCUACAUGGAGCCCUAUGACGCGCAGCAAAUGAUAACAGAAAUCCGACGCCGAGGCUCUAAGGAUCCGCUGGUGAAGGCUCUUCAGCUGCUCGACAGCCCCUGUGAGCCGGGCGAGAACAGCACGAAGACGGAGGCUGCGGCCAAGAGACGCAGCUCCAGGGACCUCCUGGGGAAGCCCCCCCAGCUGUACGACACGCCCUACGAGCCUGGGGACGGGGCCCCCGACCGGAGGGCGCGGCUGCCCGCGGAGGACGAGCGGCCGGCGGCCGAGUAUGAGCAGCCGUGGGAGUGGAAGAAGGAGCAGAUUGCUCGGGCGCUGUCGGUUCAGUUUGAAGGCUCUGACCGGCCUUCCCUCAAGGAGGACACAGUGAAGCAGCACCAACGGCCGAGGAGCCGGACGCAGAAGAUCCCGAAGCCGGCCGUCUCGGACCACAGCGAGGGGGAGAAGGUGGACCCGGCCCUGCCACUGGCGAAGCAGCCUUGGUAUCACGGUGCCAUCACCCGAGCGGAGGCCGAGAGCCGACUGCAGCCCUGCAGAGAAGCUGGUUAUCUGGUUCGAAACAGCGAGUCGGGGAACAGCAAGUACUCUAUCGCACUCAAGACUAGUCAAGGGUGUGUCCACAUCAUAGUGGCCCAGACCAAAGACAACAGGUACACGCUGAAUCAGACGAGCGCGGUCUUCAACAGCAUCCCCGAGGUGGUACACUAUUACUCCAACGAGAAGCUGCCCUUCAAGGGGGCAGAACACAUGACCUUACUCUACCCCGUGCACAACAAGGGGCACUAAGGUCCGGCCAGCAAGCGCCCUGGCCAGGCCCCUCCUCCUGAGCAGGCGUCUGCCCCCGACCGGCACUGGGGACAGGGCCGGAGUGCCCCACGGUGAUCAGGAGGAAGUGGGAGUCUCCAUCUAGAAGGCGAAAUCUUUGGCCUGACAUCCACUCCGCGACACCUGGUUACGGACCUGUUGCUUUUCUACAAUAAGAAAUCAUACUUUACCCGCUGCCUCCACUCUCCGGAGCAGGUGUUCUGUUUGGGGGUGACUCUCAGGAAAGGUAAGUCAGGAGUCCAGGAAUAUUAAGGCUUUCCAAAAAUGCGCUAGGUAUGACCUGGAAUACCUGGUCUCUAAACAAACCAACAGAAACGCAAUUGGCUUCCAUGUGAGGCAAUAAAAAAUGAUCGUGUGGACCAGAAGAGCGUGUAUCCUGGACCCCUCCUUGGGGAAGAGGACAAAGAGUGGGGAAACACGUGGAUAUGGAUGACUUGGAGAAAGUGUCCUGGUUCAGCUCUGGAGUCCAUGAAAAUUCACGACUCUGACGAGAGUAUUUUGUCGGUCAGCCUUCUAAGAAAGUUUAUGUUUUCUCAGUCUCUGUGGACUUUUUCAUCAUCUUUAAUAUGAACAUGAACAGGAAGGAAGAUGCCUCUGAUUUAAGAAUCGGCAAUGUAAAUUAAGCAUUGGCGUCAUUAUAAUUCUGAAUUGUAGAAUAAAAUAACGAUUUCAUUUCUGAUUUUUUAAAAAUCUGAAAAAUUUGCAAAGCUCAACAACUGUUUUCUUAUUGGAUAAUUAUUCAGAACUUCUGAUGUCUUUGGUUUCACCUUUGAGCAUUUCAGCUGUUAGGGAACGAUUUUUAAUUUGUGUCCCCCAAUUAGAUUUGCUCUGUAUUUUUGGAGUAAAUUUUAAAUAUACUUAUCUCUACCCCUUGGAGCUGAGUGCCUGAACUGGGUCUCAAACCUGCAGUCUGUCUCGUGCAGAGCAGACCAGUUCUCGCUGUACAAAACUGUCUUAAAAGACUGAGGUUUCUCCAACUACUACUGCUUCAGAUAUUAAAUUAAUAUUCAUAGUAUCGUUAUCUUUAUGGUUUGUUGUGAACUUCGAUUGCCAAUUUACUUACUGUGAAAAAAAUAAAUAAAACCCCAUGAGAA